AUGUCCAAACGGUCGUUCGGGACUGCUCAAGCAACAACGGAACUGCACAGUUUGGCCGAAGCUUUGCUGAACAAAUGGGCCACCGGCCGCCUUUUGAAAAAUGUGAGCCCAGCCGUAGUGUCUGUUGCUGCUUCCAUGGCGCCAGCAAGUGCACUGCGAUGUAGCGAAGAAUCUGUGAGCUUUCGCGGCGCAUUUGCUGAUGCAGUCAAAACAGCGACAGACACUGGAGCCAAGCUUACUUUCUCCAGAAGACACACGAUGGACUAUUUUUUUCAGCCGGGCCUUGACUGGGAGUCAUAUGCAGUGAAUUCAGUACAAGUGGAACGUAGUCGACAGCGCAUCGGCUUCCGGUGUGAAAUGGGCUUUUUGCACAAUUCACCCGCAGAGUUGCGCAAAUUUAACUUGUUUAUACGUGAGGAGCAACGUGGAUGCCGCUUACCUAAACACGAUCCUGGACCACCCUCAGAAAAUUUCAGCAUUCCAGCUGCUCUGGUUGCGGAGUUACGGCAAAUUUCAUGUGUUCGCACGUAA
Gongylonema pulchrum is the source of this 531-nucleotide messenger RNA. The record is from the annotation of a GenBank genome assembly. Lineage: Eukaryota; Metazoa; Nematoda; Chromadorea; Rhabditida; Gongylonematidae.